Molecule: messenger RNA, 366 nt
Organism: Suillus plorans
Lineage: Eukaryota; Fungi; Basidiomycota; Agaricomycetes; Boletales; Suillaceae
Exons: 1
Coding region: 1-366 (121 amino acids)
Source: RefSeq, a predicted model, not a curated record
AUGGCCGAAUGGGACAUCAUUGUCACCCAGGAACCGUACAUUAACUUUCUACGUAAUACCCACGCUAACACCCAUUGGCACGUUCUCUACCCCACCCAGCACUUCACGCAUCCCCAACAGCAUACCAGGGCGAUCACACUCAUCAACGCAAGACUUGACACAAACUCCUGGAAACAACUUGCAUUCCCCUCCUCCGACAUAGUAGUACUUCAGCUCUCUGGUCCUUAUGGCCGCUGCACACUCUUUAAUAUCUAUAACGAUGGCACGCAUCAGAACACACUGACCACCCUUGAUUCCUAUCUAGAAGCUAACAUAGAGUCGCUCCAAGCCGCCGAAGAGGACCAUAUGAUGGUUAGGGGACUUUAA